Molecule: messenger RNA, 5513 nt
Organism: Vanessa tameamea
Lineage: Eukaryota; Metazoa; Arthropoda; Insecta; Lepidoptera; Nymphalidae
Gene: Zdhhc8
Product: Zinc finger DHHC-type containing 8
Exons: 9
Coding region: 108-1766 (552 amino acids)
Biological process (GO): protein palmitoylation
Molecular function (GO): palmitoyltransferase activity
Source: RefSeq, a predicted model, not a curated record
UAUAUGCCACACAGUUUCUGGUUGUCACAUUAAUAGGCGCGGCCAUGUUGGUCUAUAGUGAAUAAAAUCAAGAUAAUUCGUUUUUAGGGAAAUAAAAUUGACACAAUAUGCCCAAAUGCGACCUCAAAACGAGAUACAUCCCUGCGACAUUCGCCUGGACUUUACUUUUGGGCACGACGUCUCUGUUUUUUUAUUUUCCCUGCCAGUAUUAUCUCCACAAGCACCCAUGGAUUCCUGCAUACCAAGGUGUCAUAACGUUUUUUGUUUUGGCCAAUUUUACACUGGCCACUUUCAUGGACCCGGGAGUUAUACCAAAAGCUCCACCUGACGAGGACCGUGAGGAUGACUUCCGAGCGCCGCUGUACCGCAGCGUGGAAAUAAACGGCAUAACGGUGCGCAUGAAAUGGUGCGUCACGUGCAAGUUCUACCGACCGCCGCGGUGCUCCCACUGCUCCGUGUGCAACCACUGUAUAGAAACUUUCGACCACCACUGUCCGUGGGUGAACAAUUGUAUAGGACGGCGGAACUACAGGUUCUUUUUCUUCUUCCUAAUAUCGCUGUCCAUACACAUGCUGAGCAUAUUUGGUCUCAGUCUUUACUACAUCAUGAAUAACAACAAGACGCUCACACAGGUCGAGCCUAUUGUAUCUAUGGUAAUAAUGGGUAUAAUCGCACUACUCGCGAUCCCCAUAUUCGGUCUGACGGGCUUCCACAUGGUGCUGGUGUCGCGCGGGCGCACCACCAACGAGCAGGUGACGGGCAAGUUCACAGGCGGAUACAACCCCUUCUCGAAGGGCUGCUGGUACAACUGCUGCUAUACGCAAUUUGGACCGCAGUAUCCUAGCCUGGUCCGCCCGUCGAAGUACAUCUACAAGGGCGGCAAGAAGCGUCGCGGCACGAGCGGCGCCGCCAUCUCCACGAUCGCGGACGCGCCGCACGCGCACGCGCACGCGCAGGUAAAGACCUACACCGCGGACAACGGCUCCGCGCACCGCCCGCUCGGCGCGCACGCGCACUACAACAAGCUGUCCCCUGGUCGCGAGGAGCACGAGGGUGAGCUGGAGGGCCCGGGGGCCUCCCAGUCAGCAGAUUGCGAACCCACACCGCCGCCUCUGCAGCGUCGGGGCUCCGCCGCCAACCUAUUCCCGCCCGCCGAGCCGCACCACCACCUGCCGCCUCGACCGCACCACUAUCCGAGGCUUAGUCCGCUAUCAAGGAAUACGAGUCACGGCGGCACAACGACGUCAGGGUACCGGGUGGUAAUGGAACCUCUCCGGUACGACACGGGUUCGAAUGGGGGAGCUCGGCCAUCUCCGACGAUGCAGCAGAGGAUCAAAGCGUUAGGGGUUCCGACCCCUCUGGCUGUCAGCAGCCCCGUGAGGAGGUCCAACCCCGGCACGCCGACGCAGCCGCGCCGGCCCGACUUCAUCGGCGUGCGCGCCUCGCCUCAGCGCCGCUUCCUGUCCGAGGGCGAGCUGCUGCGUGACGCGGCCGGGCCCGCGCCGCCGCACGACGUGCGCGAGCUGGCCGCGUCCCCGCAGCGCGGCACGUACCUGUGGGCCGAGCGGCCGCCGCCCGCGCCGUCGCCGCACGCGCGCCGCCGCGCCGCGCCCGCCUCGCACGCCGCGCCGCCCGCCCCGCGCCCCGCGCGCCCGCUCUCCUUCAUCCGCGCGCUCGAGGUGCAGGACCAGCUGGAGCGCGCGCCGCCGCCCGACCCGCCCGACCGCGCCUCCAUCUACGACUGCAACUACGAGAUCUCAGUGUGAGCGCCGGCCGCGGCCCGCGCUGACUUUUGACUCCCUAUUUAUGGAAUAGGCCAGUUUAAAACCGAUCGACCCGACUCCGGGGCCGUCCGGCGGCUCCGGCGAUUCCAAAGAUUGUCUGCCCCCUCCCUCCCCCCGCUUACGCACAAGGUUCGCCGAGGCCGCGCGAGUGCGACGGCCGUGUGACGGACCGGCGCGCGGUCGGCGUCCGAGUGAUUGUGUCGUUGUAAGUGUUUAGGUAAGAACCGUUAAGUGUAAUUAGAGUUUUAUAUUUAUGUAUAUUUGUGAGCGAUUUGUGACGUCGAGACGCUUAAUUUUUAGUCUGGAUUCGUUGUGUAAAUAGUCCCCAGUGUUGUGAUUUCGUGAUGACGUAAUUAUAUUUUAGAACCGAUGUGAGUCGAUUGAUCGAUCUGUGUAAUAUUUCGGAAGAAUAUAUCACGAUUAGAGAUUGUAAUUGACUGAGUCGUAAAUCUGCCUCAAUUUAUUUUAGAAAACUGAGAUUCAAUUUCGCGCAAAAAAUGUUUAUUAAAUCAACCCCGACUGCUAUUUUUAAAAAAAUUUAUAUGAAUAAAUUUGAGACUAAUUUGGCAGCAAGAAUGAACAUUUUAAAAAUAAAUUUGUGCCAAAUAUAUUGUAGACAGACAUAGAUAAGGCAGUUAUUUUAUUUCAGUUCCUAAGAAAUUAAAUCUUGUGCUCACGAUGACGCGUCAAAGGCAACGCAUAUUUAGUGUAUAGUAUUGAAAUUUGAUAAUAUAGAUUUAAUCAUUUUGUGAAAGUCAUCAUUCAGUUGAAAAUUAAACUGUUAUACAAUAUUUGAUAAAAUAUCUGAAUGCUUAAAUAGCCUACCUAAUGUCCUAAAUAUAAAAUUUUUGGCUUUAUUUUCAAAUUGAUAUUGCUAGCUAAAAAAAAUAUUAAUUAAAUAUCCUUAAUGGAGUAGUUGGAUUAAAGGGUCAUUCGCAUACAUAAAAAAGAACAAUUUAAAUUUUGUUAAUAUUAUUAAUUAUAUAAAAACAAGAAAAGAAUUAAAAUUAUUUUUUUAUAUUUUUUUUAUUAAACCAGAAAUGAUAAAUGUAACGUGAAAUUGACUCAAGAUCUCAUAGAAUUUUAUAAAUUCACGAUUCGUACUUAGAUUUCGUUUUAAAAAAAAUAUACGUUUGAAAAAUGACAUGGUAAUUUUAAUGUCCGCAAAAAUGCAAAAAAAAAGAUUUUAUAAAUUUGUGUGUGGAUUUAAAAUAAAAUAUCAAGCGUUUGAAAAAAUAUAUUUGUAAUCAAUCGUGUGUACUGUGUAUAUGUGCAAUUUUUAAAAAUAUAAUCCCAUUUAAUGUAACAUUUACUUAUGAAAACAAAUUAAGACUGGCAACACUGGAAUGUCUACUGUAUUACAGUAAUAUGCCUGAAUUAUUAAUAAAAAGUUAUUUAUUAUUGAAAAUAUAACCACGUGGACAGAUUCAAUAUAGGUUUAACAUUUUUUAAAUGUUAAAUUAUAAUUAUUUUCUUGUAAAUAUAUUAAGAUAUUUAUUGUAUUUUUACCAAUUAAAUGUACCAAGUCAUUAGAUAAAUAAAAUACUUUCAUUGAAUUAUUCUGACAUAAGCCAUUGCACAUUGGAGAUUAUUAAAUAAAAAUUUUUUUAAGCAAAAUAUUUAUUACAAUAAGUAUUCGUACAAGCUGUUGCAAGCGAUUGGUUUUGAUGGUAACUAGUCACCAUUCAUGAACAAUAAUAUGCCGAUCACUCUAAAUGGUUUAACCAAACAGCAAUAUGUGAAUAUACAUAAAUUGUACAAAAUUUAAACAUAUAAUAUUGUUUGAUUUGCUAAUAUUUGACUUUUAGUGUCCUAGUAUUUCACUCAACCACACUAAUCAGUAAAUUAAGAAUGAAUGCAUUAUUUUUUAUACUGGUAUCAUUUUGUCGUUUGUUUAAUCUACAUUCUUUAUUAGAAUUGUUUGAUAAUUGCUCCCCAUUCGGCCACAAAACUAUUGAUAUAUAAAAAUUUCCAAUGUGCUCUGAGUAUGAUGUGGUACAACAUAAUAGUUGUUUAUUUCAAUAAGGAGUCCAUUGUAAAUAUAAUAUAUUUAUCAUUUAACAUAGGGUUUGUACAAUAUAUAGAUAGUUAUAUGUUAAUGUUUAUUAGAUAUAGAACGAAACACAAAUGUAACUUCUUCAUAUAUAUAUAUAUUUAAAUAAAUUUAUGAUUUGAAUGUACAGGUUGAUAGACACAUAUAUAAUAAGAUUGAAUAUGUAAAUAUCAUAUAUAAUUAUAUAAGAAAUCAAAGUAUAUACUGUGUAUUGUUAAUGUUACUAUGUAUGGUAUGUGUUCUUUAUUCGUGUAUUUGUUUACGGUGCCAGUAACUAACAUCGGUUUUCCUCUAUUGACAUAUCAGUAGAUAUUUUUUUUCUAAUUCAGGGUACUACCUACAGAUUAAUUAAACCAAUUUUUCUCUAACAACGAUCAGUUGAUUUCAUAGAUACCAAUGAGUAUUUACGUGAUCGAGUUUGAGGAGUAUUCGAUAUUUAAAAAUUUCAUAAUUCGGUCGACUAUUUUUUUUUUUAUACAAAAUUGUUGGUAAAAUAUACAAUGACAUAGGAAAACUUAUUUUAUGUAAUUAUGUUGUUGUAUUAAGGGCGUGCAAUUAAUAUUCAUAAUACCAAAGUAAUAUAUUACUAUCCACUUAUUUAUUUGUCUUCGCAAUAACAUAUAUAAAAUAAUGGUAUAAUUUGAAAUAAACGCUGUAUGGUACCCUUUCAGUCUUAAUUUUCGCUGAAUUUCAAAGGUCUAGUAAAAACAAUUACCCUCCUUUCAGACUCCGCCGCGUUCGGGUAAUAAUGUGUAUGUGUAUUUUUUUUUAAUUUAAUUUCAUAUAAUAAAUUUAAAAUGGCAAUACCGUAAUAAAAAACUCGCUGUUAUGUGCACUUUGGAUGUUUAUUGAAUCACGUCAAAAAAUAUAAAAGCAAACUGGCAAAAAUUUAAUAUUACUGUUAUCCUUCCAUUACUUGAAGAGAUGUACUUUCUUCAAAUUUUUCACAUUCCGUAUUUCAAGACUUCAAGCUUUAUAUUAUCUGCCAAGUUGCGUACUUAAUUUACGCAUUUUUUUUUGUUUCGUUUUUCAUUCGUCAUUUAUUUGUUAACUUUAAAUAAUUAAGAAUUGACAACACUUUAGAGCAUUUGUUAAUAUUCACUGACGCAUUUUAUUACUUACCAAAGACAACUUGUAUUGUUUUUAAUGUUUUAUACUAACCUACUUAAACUUGAAUGACAAUAGACUAUUUGUUGUUAAUUCUUUAUUAUUCUUGUCGGAUAAAUUGUUUCGUUUUAAAUUAGUUUCACAUGUGUGAUAACAGAUAAAAAAUAAAAUGAUCGUGGUUGUCAUAGCCGUGUAUGAAUGUCGCCUUCCGAUGAGAAAUUGAACUAAGUAUUAUUUCAUGUUGAUUUAUAGUACACAUUUUCUUUCAUUUCGUUGUAAAAUAAGAUUUUACAUAAAAGUUACAAAGGUAGAUUUUAGUGAUUUGACAUUAUUAUAGCUCAAAGUGUGUCUGGAGACUCGAGUCCUGUUUGCAGUCUAUCACGGUUAUCUAAGACUAACAUGUAUAUUUAUAGUACCUCUUCAGAAAUCGUUAAUACCUACGUGUAUGUGACAGUGUUUUAUUUUUGUAUUUUGAUAAAAUUUGUGUAAAUAAUUUUCUUAUUUUAUUGAUAUUAAACUCAAUUAAUCAAGCAGCGUUUGAUUAAAAUAAAGAAAUUGAUAAAAAUAUC